AUGGCCAGAAAGACGGCAGCAGUGAAGCCCAGACUCGCCAAGCCGAUUGUCACUUCUACUGUCAACCUCCCAGCCAGUACCUUUAUCACACUGAAAGUCUCUGCUCAGCGCCUGAACGAAUAUCUUAACUCCACUAUUCAAUUCCAACCAGAAACAGAUAUCCCUGCGCAAGCGGAAGAAGAUAACGACAGCAUGAGGACACGGGGAGCGUGGGACAAGAAUUUGGCCAAUUCGCAGAGUAGUCUGAAUCUCGGCGGUGGACCGCCACUCCGUCCCGCCAAUCAUCCUGACUAUGACUUUGAUCCAUCCCUGUCAGACUCCCUUCCGCGCCAGCCAACAAACAAGCCCAGCCUAAAGCCCAGGCUCCAAAUUCCGGUGCAACACAGAGCAAGACGUGCCAAAUCUAGACUCGUAGAUGUCGAUGACAGGCGUGAUGCCUCGCCUGCCUCUACCACCUGCGAGGAGAGCACCCCGGCCGCCUUCGAAGCCGCCUCUCACCCGCAUUCCAACGAAGAGAAUGAAUCUCCAGAAUCAUCUGACAUAGAAACAGGUGCUAGAGCAUCCCAAGAAGUCCACAAACCACGCAUCCAGGCCGAUGUCGAGAUGGCCGAUCCUCCGCACAAACCUCAACGUCCAACCUUGAAACUCAGCUUCAGCAAGCCUUCCAUUCCCCAAGCGAACAAUACACAGGGUGCUACGCAGACCCCAAACCCUCAAAGCGCUGUCCGUACCCCUUCCAUCAAGCUAAAACUGGGCGGGACGCCCCUUGGACCUUCAACGCCUGCCAGCGCAAAUGGAGUCAAGCGAAAGAAGAAGCCAUCGGAUGCGGCGACACCAGCUUCAGCUACCAAGAAGCGUAAAAUCCAAAAGGGUGCAGACCCACUGGAUCUGGAAGGUGGAACGCCAUCACAGCCGUCCGCGAGGCCAAAGAUCACAUUCAAGAAUACUUCCACCUCUGUCCCCAACUCUGCUCAGACUCCAGCACCAGUGUUGAAGCUUAAAUCAAAGGGCAAGAUUCCAAAGCGUCCCCCGGGUAUGGGAUAUGACUCGGAACUAGAGGAUCGAGAGCAAGACCCGGUCAUACUUGAAGGGUUCAUUCUACGGAUGGAACCAGGUGCUGAUUGCGACUUCCUCCGCAAGCAGAUAGAGGAAGGCCGGGUGGGCGUUCCCCGUAUCAAGGGUGGCCCCGAAAUCACCUUGCGCAUGCUGGACACCUUGGGAAGAAGGGGGAUCAUGGUGAUUAGGGGGAACAGAUAUGCUACGACGCUAGUGGAUCUUCCUUGUAUCAUCGAGGGCAUGAAAUCUUGGGACAAGAAGGGAUGGAUGAAAAGUACCGACAUCUGCCAAAUGUUGCUAGUUCUUGGAAGAUGUGCAUCGGACGACGAAGCGAGAAACUAUCCAUUGCCACCAGACGUUGAUCCCAAGACCUACCAAUACGCCCAUGGAUUGACUGCACCGAUGAAAUGGGUUCGCAAGCGACGAUUUGCGCGAACCAAGCGCGCCAAGGUGGACGACAUUGAGGCGGUUGAGCGACGCGUAGCGGCUCUGCUGGAGGCGGACAAGGCAGCCGCAGCGACUCGGUUUCAACUCCACGACAGCGAUCCACGACUCAUUGAACAACCUCCUAGUGAGGACUUCUCAGACGAAGGAGACGAUGAGGAUGCAGAGGCCGAGGACGAUGACGGCGGAUAUUUCCCUAUUGUCGAUGAGCUAGACGAUGAUGCGGUGAAUGAAUUCCAAAAUUACUGGGAAUCAGAAGGCGAAGGUGAUGAGAACGAAGCACCCGCAACAGGCACUGUCAUACACUCCCACACUAGUCUGCAACCUCCUGAUGCAUUCGACUCGUCCAUUGCAGUCACCAGCAACUCUGCAUCUCCUUUGGUCACCGCUGCACAGACUCCAGCCUCAGGUGCUGGUCACUCUUCCGGUGAUGAAGAUGCAGAGGGCGAUGAGGAUGACGACGACGACGAUGACGAUGAAGAAGAACGCGACGAUGAUCAGAAAGAAGAGGACGAGCAGAUGCGCCGAGCCAAAGAAGUGAUUGCAGACUUCAAAACCAAGAUCAAGCAGCAACUUGAGAAGAUGAACGCUCCAGGGACGGUCCUCAUAAUGAAAAGGAAACUUGCGACUUCGAUACAAAAUCUAAGGGCAGACAUUGUCCAGAGAAAGAAGACGGCGGGAAUACCUCUGGAUGAAGAGGAUGAAGAAUAG
This is a messenger RNA of Exophiala aquamarina CBS 119918, 2211 nucleotides long. RefSeq lists its product as uncharacterized. The record is from RefSeq and is a predicted model, not a curated record. NCBI's taxonomy places the organism in Eukaryota, Fungi, Ascomycota, Eurotiomycetes, Chaetothyriales, Herpotrichiellaceae. The coding region runs from base 1 to 2211 and encodes 736 amino acids. Gene Ontology annotation, biological process: RNA polymerase II preinitiation complex assembly; transcription initiation at RNA polymerase II promoter. Gene Ontology annotation, molecular function: RNA polymerase II general transcription initiation factor activity. The transcript has a single exon. Gene Ontology annotation, cellular component: transcription factor TFIID complex.